GGUGACAAACAACUAAGAAAGAAAAGGACCAAAACAAUGGAAGAAAAUUACAUCGAAGUUGUUCUCUACUCCAUUUCCUCUCUCAUCUUUUUGAUUAUCUCUCUCAAGUUCUUGAAACCAAACAAACAGAAUCUUCCUCCAUCUCCGCCGGGAUGGUUGCCCGUGAUAGGCCACCUCCGUCUCCUGAGGCCGCCUAUCCACCGCACCCUCCGCUCCCUCUCCGAAUCCCUCGACGGCGACGGCGGCGUGAUGGCUCUCCGACUUGGAUCCCGCCUAGUCUACGUGGUGUCCUCACAUACGAUCGCAGCGGAGGAGUGCUUUGGAAAGAACGACGUCGUUCUAGCCAACCGGCCUCAGGUUAUCAUCGGGAAACACGUUGGGUACGACAACACGAACAUGAUCGCCGCACCUUACGGUGAUCACUGGCGCAACCUUCGUCGCCUCUGCACCAUCGAAAUAUUCUCCACACACCGCCUUAACUGCUUUCUUUUUGUCCGUACCGACGAAGUACGCCGCCUCGUAAGCCGUCUCUUCCGUGCCGCAGGAACUGAAAAAUCCGUUGUGGAAAUGAAACCGAUGCUUAUCGACUUGACAUUCAACAACAUAAUGAGAAUGAUGACCGGAAAACGAUACUACGGAGAAGAUACAACGGAUGAGGAAGAAGCAAAACGUGUCCGAAAGUUAGUGGCAGAUGUUGGAGCCAACACGUGUUCAGGCAACGCCGUUGACUACGUUCCGAUCUUGAGACCAUUCUCAAGUUAUGAGAAAAGGGUUAAAAAAUUAGGGCAAGAGACUGAUAAGUUUUUACAAGGUCUUAUCGAUGAUAAACGUGGACAACAAGAAACCGGUAAUACAAUGAUCGAUCAUUUGCUUCUUCUCCAAAAAAAUGAUACUGAGUAUUACACCGAUCAAAUCAUCAAAGGCAUCAUACUGAUUAUGGUAAUAGCAGGGACUAACACAUCAGCUGUCACUCUAGAAUGGGCAUUGUCCAAUUUGCUAAACCAUCCUGACGUAAUACGUAAAGCGAGAACCGAAAUCGAUAACCGUGUUGGUUUAGACCGGUUUAUUGAAGAAUCAGAUCUCAACGAGCUACCGUAUCUCAAGAACAUCGUCCUCGAGACUCUCCGGCUACACCCAGCAACACCAUUGCUAGUCCCACACAUGGCAUCAGAAGAUUGCAAGGUGGGGUCCUAUGAUAUGCCACGUGGCACAACAUUGUUGGUGAAUGCUUGGGCCAUACAUAGGGAUCCAAAAACGUGGGAUGAUCCGGAUAGCUUUAAACCGGAGCGGUUUGAGAAAGAAGAGGAAACACAAAAGCUUAUGGCGUUUGGAUUAGGGAGAAGAGCGUGUCCUGGGUCGGGCCUGGCCCAACGGAUCAUAGGGCUUGCUCUCGGGUCAUUGAUACAAUGUUUUGAGUGGGAGAGAGUUGGUGAAGAAGAAGUGGAUAUGACGGAAGGCGUUGGUAAUACAGUACCUAAAGCUAUUCCGUUGCAAGCCGUUUGCAAAGCUCUAAAUAAAUGGCGGUCUCGACCUCACUCAAUCACUUUGUCUCACUCACUCGUUUCCCUUCUUCUUCUUCUUCUUCUUCUUCUUCUUUCUCCUCUUACGCUCACCGUCUCUUCCUUUCUCCAUCCUCUUCCAUCAGAAGAUUCAAUCUCUUUUCCCUCAAACCAUCUCGCUCUUCCGCAUCCAUGUCGUCUUCUUCUUCCCCAGACACUGCUGAGACUCCUCAAACCACCGCUCCUUACGGCUCCUGGAAAUCUCCGAUCACCGCCGACAUCGUUUCCGGUGCUUCAAAGCGUCUCGGCGGCACAUCCGUCGAUUCUCGUGGCCGUCUCGUCUGGCUCGAGUCUCGCCCCAACGAAUCAGGGGGUUUUGGUUGUGGAAGGAGAAAAAACUGGAGAUGAACCAAUUGAUAUUACACCAAAAGAGUUCGCUGUGAGGACUUUAACUCAAGAAUACGGUGGUGGUGCUUUCCGGAUUUCAUCAGAGGACAAACUUGUUUUCUCCAAUUACAAAGAUCAGCGACUUUACAAGCAAGAUAUCACUGACAAAGAUUCAUCCCCGAGUCCGAUUACUCCAGAUUAUGGUUCACCAGCUGUUACUUAUGCUGAUGGAGUCUUUGAUUCACGCUUUAACCGUUACAUCACUGUUAGGGAAGAUGGUCGCCAGGACAGAUCAAACCCAAUUACGACGAUUGUGGAGGUUAAUCUAAGUGGACAGACACUUGAAGAACCAAAAGUACUUGUGAGUGGCAAUGAUUUCUAUGCAUUUCCACGGUUGGACUCCAAGUGUGAGAGACUAGCGUGGAUUGAAUGGAGUCACCCUAAUAUGCCUUGGGAUAAAGCAGAGCUGUGGGCUGGGUACAUUUCUGAGGAAGGAAAUAUUGGGAAACGUGUAUGUGUUGCUGGUUGUGACCCCAAAUAUGUCGAAUCACCCACUGAGCCAAAGUGGUCAUCAAGAGGGGAACUCUUUUUUGUAACUGACAGAAAGAACGGAUUUUGGAAUAUUCAUAAAUGGAUUGAAAGUACCAAUGAGGUUGUUUCUGUAUAUCCUCUCGAUGGCGAGUUUGCAAAACCACUAUGGGUUUUCGGUACAAACUCCUAUGAAAUAAUCGAUUGCUCUGAAGGGAAGAACAUAAUUGCAUGUAGCUAUAGGCAGAAAGGAAAGUCAUAUCUUGGCAUUUUGGAUGAUUCGAAGGGUUCAUGUUCUCUGCUCGAUACUCCUCUAACCGAUUUUGACAGCAUCACAUUGGGAAAUCAAUGCCUUUUUGUUGAGGGAGCAUCAGCUGUUCUUCCACCAUCAGUUGCUAAGGUGAAACUGGAUCAGCAUAAGAUGAAAGCAGUCAGUUCUGAGAUUGUUUGGUCUUCUUCACCCGAUGUUUUGAAGUACAAAGAUUUCUUCAGCGUGCCAGAGUUAAUAGAGUUUCCAACAGAGGCUCCUGGUCAGAACGCUUAUGCUUACUAUUAUCCUCCAACAAAUCCACUGUACCAUGGUAGCAUGGAAGAGAAACCUCCGUUGCUAGUGAAGAGUCAUGGAGGACCUACUGCUGAAUCACGUGGAUCAUUAAAUCUGAAUAUCCAGUACUGGACAAGUCGAGGGUGGGCAUAUGUUGAUGUCAAUUAUGGUGGAAGCACAGGUUAUGGUCGAGAGUAUCGAGAGCGGUUGUUGCAGCGGUGGGGGAUUGUCGACGUUGAUGACUGCUGUGGCUGUGCUAAAUAUUUGGUAUCUUUGGGAAAGGCAGAUGUUAAGAGGCUCUGUAUAUCUGGAGGUUCUGCAGGAGGUUAUACGACUCUUGCAGCAUUAGCGUUCAGAGACGUAUUCAAGGCUGGAGCGUCCUUAUACGGGGUGGCCGACUUAAAAAUGUUGAAAGAAGAAGGUCAUAAGUUCGAAUCCCGCUAUAUCGACAAUCUUGUUGGAGAUGAAAAGGAUUUCUACGAGAGAUCACCAAUCAACUUCGUCGAUAAAUUCUCUUGCCCCAUAAUCCUUUUCCAAGGCUUGGAAGACAAGGUUGUAACGCCGGAUCAAUCUCGUAAAAUUUAUCAAGCGUUGAAGAGUAAAGGUCUGCCUGUUGCUCUUGUCGAGUACGAAGGAGAACAACACGGUUUUCGCAAGGCGGAGAACAUAAAAUACACAUUGGAGCAACAAAUGGUGUUCUUUGCCCGAGUCAUCGGAGGGUUUAAAGUUGCAGAUGACAUCAUUCCUCUGAAAAUUGACAACUUCGACUCUUCCGAUGAUGUUUAG
Thlaspi arvense is the source of this 3744-nucleotide messenger RNA. Lineage: Eukaryota; Viridiplantae; Streptophyta; Magnoliopsida; Brassicales; Brassicaceae. The record is from the annotation of a GenBank genome assembly.